CGGCGGCGGCGGCGGCUGCGAGGAGCCGUGCCUUCCACCUUUCCAGCCCCGGCAGGACGGGGGUGGCCGCCGCGGGCCCGGGGCGGGGACAGCACGCAGCCUCGCCGCUCGCACCUCAGCCCGGCAGCGGCCCCGACACCCGGGGCAAGCGGGAAAGCGGCGGCGGCGGCGGCGGGGGAAGGAUGCAGGGGAAGAAGCCGGGCGGCUCGUCGGGCGGCGGCCGGAGCGGCGAGCUGCAGGGGGACGAGGCGCAGAGGAACAAGAAGAAGAAAAAGAAGGUGUCCUGCUUCUCCAACAUCAAGAUCUUCCUCGUGUCCGAGUGCGCCCUGAUGCUGGCGCAGGGCACGGUGGGCGCCUACCUGGUGAGCGUCCUUACCACCCUGGAGCGGAGGUUCAACCUCCAGAGCGCCGACGUGGGCGUGAUCGCCAGCAGCUUCGAGAUCGGGAACCUGGCGCUCAUCCUCUUCGUGAGCUACUUCGGGGCGCGCGGGCACAGGCCGCGCCUCAUCGGCUGCGGAGGCAUCGUCAUGGCCCUGGGCGCGCUGCUGUCGGCGCUGCCUGAGUUCCUGACCCACCAGUACAAGUACGAGGCGGGCGAGAUCCGCUGGGGUGCCGAGGGCCGCGAUGUCUGCGCCGCCAACGGCUCGGGCGGGGACCAGGGGCCCGACCCGGACCUCAUCUGCCGCAGCCGGACCGCCACCAACAUGAUGUACUUGCUGCUCAUUGGGGCCCAGGUGCUACUGGGCAUCGGUGCUACCCCCGUGCAGCCCCUGGGCGUCUCCUACAUCGACGACCACGUGCGGAGGAAGGACUCCUCGCUCUACAUAGGAAUCCUGUUCACGAUGCUGGUGUUUGGACCAGCCUGUGGAUUUAUCCUGGGCUCUUUCUGUACCAAAAUCUAUGUGGAUGCAGUCUUCAUUGACACAAGUAACCUGGACAUCACCCCGGAUGACCCCCGCUGGAUUGGAGCCUGGUGGGGUGGCUUUCUGCUCUGCGGUGCCUUACUCUUCUUUUCUUCCGUCUGGAUGUUUGGGUUUCCACAGUCUCUGCCCCCUCACUCAGACCCCGCCCUGGAGAGCGAACAGGCCAUGCUCCCCGAAAGAGAAUACGAGAGACCCAAGCCCAGCAACGGGGUCCUGAGGCACCCCCUGGAGCCGGACAGCAGUGCCUCCUGCUUCCAGCAGCUGAGAGUGAUCCCGAAGGUCACAAAGCACCUGCUCUCAAACCCUGUGUUUACCUGCAUCAUCCUGGCCGCCUGCAUGGAGAUUGCAGUGGUGGCUGGCUUCGCUGCCUUCUUGGGGAAGUAUCUGGAGCAGCAAUUUAACCUCACCACCUCUUCUGCCAACCAGCUGCUCGGGAUGACUGCGAUCCCAUGUGCCUGUCUGGGCAUCUUCCUGGGCGGUCUCCUGGUGAAGAAACUCAGCCUGUCUGCCCUCGGGGCCAUUCGGAUGGCCAUGCUCGUCAACCUGGUGUCCACCGCUUGUUACGUCUCCUUCCUCUUCCUGGGCUGUGACACGGGCCCUGUGGCUGGGGUUACUGUUCCCUAUGGAAACACCUCAUCACCUGGCUCGGCCCUGGACCCCUACUCGUCCUGCAAUAAAAACUGUGAAUGCCAAACGGAUUCCUUCACUCCAGUGUGUGGAGCAGAUGGCAUCACCUACCUGUCUGCCUGCUUUGCUGGCUGCAACAGCACGAAUCUCACCAGCUGUGCGUGCCUCACGACCGUCCCGCCUGAGAAUGCGACCGUGGUCCCUGGAAAAUGCCCCAGUCCUGGCUGCCAAGAGGCGUUCCUCACCUUCCUGUGUGUGAUGUGUGUCUGCAGCAUGAUUGGGGCAAUGGCUCAGACUCCCUCGGUCAUUAUCCUUAUCAGGACAGUCAGCCCUGAACUCAAAUCCUACGCCCUGGGAGUUCUUUUUCUCCUCCUCCGUUUGUUGGGCUUCAUCCCCCCACCGCUCAUCUUCGGGGCUGGCAUUGACUCCACCUGCCUGUUCUGGAGCACAUUCUGUGGGGAGCAAGGCGCCUGCGUCCUCUACGACAACGUGGCCUACAGAUACCUGUACGUCAGCAUCGCCAUCGCACUCAAGUCCUUUGCCUUCCUCCUCUACACCACCACGUGGCAGUGCCUGAGGAAAAACUAUAAACGAUACAUCAAAAACCACGAGGGCGGGCUGAGCACCAGUGAGUUCUUUGCCUCUACUCUGACCCUAGACAAUCUGGGGAGGGACCCUGUGCCCGCAAACCAGACGCAUAGGACAAAAUUUAUCUAUAACCUUGAAGAUCAUGAGUGGUGUGAGAACAUGGAAUCGGUUUUAUAGUGACUGAAGGAGGGUUGAACUCUGUAUUAAUCAUCCAAGGGUCAUUUUUCCUAAAAAAAAAAAAAAAAAAGAAAGAAAAAAGUUAAAAAAAAAAAUACACACAGAGACACACACACAUGUACACACAGCACCUUUGUCCUUUUUGUCAAAAUCAGAGCCAGACAGGAUUCAAAAUAAGGAGAGCGUGGGAUCACGUGGUUGACAUGCAACCUCCUGGGGCUCAGAGUCUACUCUUUGAAGGCACCUCAUGGUUUUUCAGGAUGCCGACAGCUGCAAGCAACAGGCACUGCCAAAUUCAGGGAACAGUGGUGGCCGGCUUGGAGGAUGGACCUUUCUGGAUAUAUAUAUAUAUACACAUACAAAACAAAAAAAUAUAUAUAUAUUAAAAAAAAGAAGUCUACUAAAAAAACCCAAGUUGACAACAUUUGCCAGGAUAAGCACUAGUGACACACCCCCAUGCCACCCUCCCCACCCACACGGGAGUGGAGGGGCACCCAAGUCAGAGGAGUGGAGGCCCGCUUCUCUAACUUUUGCAAUAUGGGUCGCUGUGUAGACGACUCACCCAGUCUACACAUGUGGUUCAAGGCCCCAGAGUUCUCUCAGCGAUGCUAAAGGGUGAUCUGUGCUGGAGACUGUAAUUGACACCUCUCACCAGCUCCAUUUCCAUUUCUCAAGACUGAGGGCCCCAGGGGGAGCCGGACAUGGGGGGCCAGCACCUCCCCUUCCCCGCAGCACCUCCCACUGGGGUGCGUCCCCCAGCCCCGCAGAGUGACCUCAGGAAGCAGUGGGCCUCGCCUGGCUAUGACUGACUUCGCUCAGAGCCGGUGAAACCCAACCUAGUCCAAGUCAUUUGCUUACAUUUGCCAAACAUUUUGCCAUUUUUAAGGAAAAAAAUGCAAUGCAUAUGAAUUUCAAACUGUUGUAUGUAUAAUCCUCUGAUACUAUUUUUAACUACUUCUCAAAUCUGUGUUAACCCUUCAGUCACUAACACAGUUCUCUAGGCCGAAUUUAUUAUGCUAGUUGCUUUUACUUUUCUCCUUUUUUAAUGCACCAAAAAUAUAAUGUUAUUCAAGGGAUGCAAUUAAUCUAUUG
Messenger RNA from Eubalaena glacialis (North Atlantic right whale), 3407 nucleotides. RefSeq names its product solute carrier organic anion transporter family member 3A1 (gene SLCO3A1). Gene Ontology annotation, cellular component: membrane. NCBI's taxonomy places the organism in Eukaryota, Metazoa, Chordata, Mammalia, Artiodactyla, Balaenidae. Gene Ontology annotation, biological process: prostaglandin transport; sodium-independent organic anion transport; transmembrane transport. The transcript has 10 exons. The record is from RefSeq and is a predicted model, not a curated record. The coding region runs from base 183 to 2315 and encodes 710 amino acids. Gene Ontology annotation, molecular function: protein binding.